CAUGCCCCGUGAGUCACUCCAGAUGUGCUCAAAAACAGAGCCUCUGUGUGGAAGCCCUGUCCCCUAAUCCCAGAGAGAGUUAGGUUAAGAGAGGUACCAACUUCUGUCCCACCCAAGAGGCUACAUCUACCUCCUCCCUGUGGAGCCAGGGAGAGGCCCUUGCUUUCCUUAUAGACAAGAAAGGGCAGUAAGAACUCUGUCCUCUCACAGAGAAGAACAGGGGCCUACCUGCAUCUCCUGGGGUUCCCGCAGGAAUAGAAGGUCAGUUUCUCUCCCCCCUGAAGAUGCCCUGGAAGGUCCUGACGAUUCUGCUGGUGUUCUCCAGCACCCAGGCCACUGUGUCCUGCAGGUGGAGCAGGGCUGCAUUGUUCCCAGCUGCCCAUCGGCCAAAAAGGUCCUUAUCACUGCCACUGAAUCCAGUCCUGCAGACCUCCCUGGAGGAGGUGGAACUGCUGUAUGAGCUUUUGCUAGCUGAGAUUGAGAUCAGCCCAGACCUGGAGAUCUCCAUCAAGGACGAGGAGCUAGCUUCCCUGCGGAAGGCCUUGAAUUUCCACUCAAUCUGCAAUAACAUAAUCCCCAAGCGAAUCCCAGAUAUCCGAAGGCUGAGUGCCAGCCUGGCAAACCACCCUGGGAUCCUCAAGAAAGAAGACUUUGAGAGGAUAGCAUUAACCCUGGCUUACACAGCCUAUCGAACAGCCUUAUCUGAAGGGCAUCAGAAGGACAUCUGGGCUCAGUCCCUCGUCAGCCUAUUCCAGGCCCUGAGGCAUGACUUGAUGCGGGCCUCAAGCCCUGGAGUGUCAUCCUGAGAGACUGGCCCAUGCUAGGACUUUGAAGCAGGGACAGGCACACACAGUCUUCUAGAACUUUCAGUCUCUACUGUACUUGCACAGAAAAGUAUGUACUUCCCACACAGAAUAGUGAAGAUAAAUGAGUCACCCCAAUAUUCUUUUGUCCCUUGUUGCUUCCAGACAUGUGUGACCUGUGAUAUAAUGUUACCCAAGAAAGGGCUAAAUUGGACUUUCAGGAUGCCUCCAGAGGCCAACUGGUCUACCUGGUAAUGAGCAGAAGUCUGAGAUACGCUUAUGCGGAUAGAAUCUGAGCAUGGCAGGAGGAUGGUGGGCAGAUUCGUUUGGUUCUAAGGGAUCUGUAUUGAAUGAAUAUUUUCUGGAAGGUUUUAUGGUAAAUAUUUUAAAAAGGCAGAGAUGCAUUCAAAUAAAUAUGCUACUAGCUGAGACGGAUAUACUUGGUUUUCCCCAAAGCCGAGAAGAAGAAUCAGUAUUAUGGUGACCUAUGUGGCUUGACUCAUCUUUGGCUUGACUCAUCUUUUCUGAAGUUAUUCUGAGAUAGGAGAAAUAUAAAGAACCCAUGGAAGUGCUAGGAGUCCAUCCAUGCCCUGUCAUUUCAAUGUAGAAGCCAAGCUAAAGCAUGGUGCCUUCCUAAUGAAAGAGGUGACACCACUGUGGUUGGCUUGUUUGUCCUAAAACACCACAGCACUGUCAUCGAUUUGAGUGCUCCUGAAAAAAAAUCACUUUCAGAGGACAGAUUGUUUACCUUUCAAGUGCUGAUUUUUUUUUUUUGCUUUCAAAAUGUUAGUUUGAUAUCUGUUCACUAUUUAUAUUAAAUACUGGUUGAUAUUUAAAUGAUAUGUGUGCAAUAUCUUCAGU
This is a messenger RNA of Apodemus sylvaticus (European woodmouse), 1664 nucleotides long. It is a transcript of the gene Fam180a, whose product is annotated as family with sequence similarity 180 member A. Bases 285 to 806 code for a protein of 173 amino acids. The record is from RefSeq and is a predicted model, not a curated record. The transcript has 3 exons. Lineage: Eukaryota; Metazoa; Chordata; Mammalia; Rodentia; Muridae.